Pelobates fuscus (common spadefoot toad) is the source of this 1102-nucleotide messenger RNA. RefSeq lists its product as uncharacterized. The transcript is spliced from 5 exons. The coding region runs from base 49 to 666 and encodes 205 amino acids. The record is from RefSeq and is a predicted model, not a curated record. NCBI's taxonomy places the organism in Eukaryota, Metazoa, Chordata, Amphibia, Anura, Pelobatidae.
CUCAGCAGUCACGGUGCAGGUUGUUAGGCAGUUCAUACAACGGAUUCAAUGGAAUCAGCUUGGAUUCAGUUUGAUGUUUCUAGCAAUACAGUACGAUAUAAAACAACAACGAUUCAGUUUGAUGAUGCUAGCAAUACAGUGCGAUAUGAAGAUGAAUUAGACGCCUUCAGAUUAUAUACUCCAUCUACUCCUAAACCGAGAAGUUUUCGAAACUACCACCAUCGGAUUCUGAUUGCAAUUACAGACAUAAAUGAGGAGAGUUCGUGCGCACAUUUUGAGUCCUAUGCUGAUUACAAUGACACACAUGCAAAGUUCUUCCUACACAAAUACAGACAAACAGGCCCACAUCACAAUGGCACACCUAUAAUCUUCACCCUUGAAAAAGACAGUAAGAACUACAUUAUGUACUGUACCAAUGAUAACUCCAUCCAUUUUAAAGUAAAAGAGUUGCCAAAGGAAAUACCUUUAAUUAAAAGUAAAUAUAUUUUUUACCAGAAAACAUUUUCGCCUGGACAAAGUUGUAUAUGCUUUGAGUCUUCUUUAAAACGAGAUUUUUAUCUUUCAUUUCUGAAAGAAAACUACGUCCAAAAACUGAUCUUAAAGCACUGUCCUCUGGGGAAAUUCGAUGAAACCAUAAAAAUGUACAGCAGUGAUCCAAAUCUGUAACCUGUUUCCAACUUGUAACAUACCAACGGUGUGUACUUUAUUCAUGGCCCGUGGUCACUUACUAUUUAUUGUCAACAAGCUAUAGGGAACCUUUUUUUUUUUUUCUAUACAUUUGAUGGGAUAUCUCAUCAGAUUUACUGUAUAACAAAUAUAGUAUGAUGUACUCUAGUUCCCUUGCUGUCAGAUAUGCUAGAUUCUCACCUAUUUACCUAUCAACAGUUUUAACGUACCUGCUAUAAUAUAAAUACACGCUGCGUUCAGUCCAUAACAUCCAAGGUUGCUGGAAGGCCAGAUUUUCUACCACUGUUACAUCCUGAUAUUUGUAUUAUUUUUUUUUUAUUUAUUAUGCAUCAAAUCAGAUAGGUGGCUGUAAAACAUUAUAAACUUCUGACUUUUAUUAAUUUAUUAUAUUAGUUCUUAAAGGGUAACUCCAACC